UGUAAGGUGACAGCUGUUGCUUUAAAUCAUUUUCUCUACAAUUUCGGGCCUUGCAAAGGUCUAAAAAAGAAAAAGGUCGAGUGUGUUAUAUAAAUUCUCAAGGAUUCGAUGAAAUUUUAAAGAUACAUUGAAGAAUCUGAACCAGACGAGGACUCCACCCCAUGGCGCUGGCGGACGAGAACCACUUGGAGUACGUUAAGCAAGUGGUCCAAGACUGGCGCGAGUCGGUGCGGGAGAGGCGCAAUAUGGAUUUGUAUUCAGCCACGUCCAGCCUGGUGGUCUCAGAGAAAAACAUGCAUUUUACCGAUUCUAAACCACGGGGCCGGGGAAAUCCAAUGGGCACCUCGGAGCGCCGCGAGUCCAGCUUCUACCACCAAACGUUUUCGAAAGGAAACAAUCCAGUGGAGAUCGAGCGGAGCGAGGGGAACACAGAGUCGGACCGGAUUCGGGUCGGCAACGAUGUGAAUCUCUACCUGCACCAGCCAGUACCUAUCAACAACGCUAUAAGGGCCUCCUUGCAGCAUGACGCCCAUGCGACCAGUGACACCAAAGUGACAAGAAAGUAGGCAUGGUAUAGGAGGCGGAAACGGUGAAAUCAGCAUAUAUUCUUGGGAUCCUUCUGGAUCUUGCCCUUACCCAGUACAAUACUAGUAAUUCUCUAUUCUACCAAUGAUUUGAUCUAAUAAUAAAACACACUCGACCAAAAUUCAUUCGAUAAU
Molecule: messenger RNA, 719 nt
Organism: Drosophila kikkawai
Lineage: Eukaryota; Metazoa; Arthropoda; Insecta; Diptera; Drosophilidae
Source: RefSeq, a predicted model, not a curated record